AUGCUAAAGCGGGCACAUCUCUUGGCUUCGUUUAGAGAAAGAAAAGAAACAAAGAAAUCAAGAUAGAAAUCACUUCGAACUCAAAUUUAUUGGCUUUGGCAUUUCUGAAUGAAAGCAAAUGCCAUGUAGAUUAUUAUAAAUAAAUAAAGCGUAACCAAAAUUAACGGUUAACUGUAACAAACAAAUACAAAAAUAUGAAAUCAUUUAGAAAAGAAUGAAAAUCCCCAAAAAGCAUUCGUGUGUGUAAAAAAGAGGCAAAAAGAUUUAAAACAAAAAAAUAUUUUGAAGUUUUAGUCUUAGCCUAUAGCUAACAAACGGUUGAAAAUGUUAAUGGCUUAGAUCUUAAUCGUGUUACCCAGUUAAUGUCUGAUGAUUUUAAGCAGCUCAAGCAAAUGAUCAUCAUUACCAUCAACCAAGCCAGUGUUACCGCGAUGAUGACGUUCCGUUUUAUAUAACAUCUCAGUUUUUUGUUUUUUUUGGGAAAUGAAAGUCAAGAAUUGUUUACAGUGUUCAUGUGAGCGAGUGAGUGUUCAUCGACAGCGGCAUCAGACCAGCUUCAUAUUCGCUAUUGUUGUGUGUACUUACUACUUAGUUACCAAAAGUUCGCCGGUACGGAAAUCUUGUCUUGACAAAAAUGAAGUGAAAUAAAAUUUUUCAAAUAACGGGAAAAUAUUUACUUAAUGAAGAAAAUUCCCAAACAUAACAACAAAAAUCCAUUAACAACCCUCCGGUGUCCAAAAUAAAUGUUAACUAAAUUGUAAAAUAUCCGCACAAAAGUAUUACAAAAUAAUAUUCUAAUUAAAAAACAACAAACAAAUGAUACGCAUAACACGUCUACAAAAUAAAUUAAAAUUUUUUGCGGAAAUAAAAAUUUUAUUUGAAAUACAAAUUUGUUAAUAAAAAGUAAUAAUUAAAAAUAAAUAUAUCAAAAAUACCAAUUAAUUUGUGUUGUAAUUCGCUGUGUGUACGUGUGUGUGUGUGAAAAAGCCUCAACGGUGGAUUUGGUAGUCAGUAUUAAUGCUCAGGCAAAGAGUGCGUGUGAAAAGUGAGAGUGACAGCAGCAGCUGCAACAACAACAACGUUUGUUUUGCCCCGAAAAAAUCCGGCGCGUCAGCUUCUUGAGGAGAAACAUGAAUUUUAUUGGUCGCCAUGAUCAUCUGGGCGGUUAUCGGCGUGUGAACACAACCACCUACGGCAUACCCCUGUUUCCAAAAAAUGAAACAACACCGACGUUUGUCAAAGAAAGUGUUUCGUGGAAGUGGCACAAGGGCUCGCGUGUCAGCACCAUCAAUGAUUGGCUGCAAAUAAAAAUUGGCGGCGAUCAGGAGGUCAAGAAGAAAAAACGAAGACAAAAAUUGAAUCGCAUUAAAUCAACGAAAUAUACAUUCAUCACAUUUCUGCCACAAAAUCUACUCGAGCAGUUUCGUCGAAUAGCAAAUUUCUAUUUUUUAGUUAUGACAAUUAUAUCAUUGCUAAUUGACAGUCCCGUAUCACCAAUGACAUCACUGCUUCCAUUGGUUUUCGUAAUUGCAGUGACGGCAGCUAAACAAGGCUAUGAAGAUAUUCUGCGCUAUAAGACCGAUAAUAUUGUCAAUUGUUCGCCAGUAACGGUGAUACGAGACGGCAUUGAACAACACAUAGAGUCCCAGUAUGUAGAACCAGGUGACCUGGUGGUGGUUGAGCGCGACUGUGAUGUACCCUGUGAUCUGGUGCUGAUACGUUCCUCAGAUCCACAUGGCAAAUGUUUUAUAACCACCGCCAAUUUGGAUGGAGAAUCAAAUUUGAAAACGCUCAUGGUGCCGCGUGAUCUGCCCAUGGUAGAUGUGGAUCAGCUACAUAAACUUGGUGUUAUUGAGUGUGAAAGCCCCAAGACUGAUUUAUAUAGUUUUAAUGGUAAAAUAGAAUUGGCUGGCCCUGAGGGCAAAGUGCUACCCUUGACGGCUGAAAAUGUGCUGUUACGUGGUUCCCGCGUGAAAAAUACAGAAUGUGUUAUUGGCUGUGCCGUAUACACGGGUAUGACCACCAAACUGCAGCUGAACUCCCGUCUGACCCGCAACAAAUCUGCCUCUAGUGAAAUGUAUAUCAAUCGCUUUUUGAUCUUCAUUUUAAUUGCCUUGAUUGUGAUUGUUACCGUCUUGUAUUUCCUGAAACGUUAUGAGGAAAUGUUUGUCAUACCCAAACUGGCAUAUUUGGGUCCGCCAGCCGAUAGCUAUAGUGUAAAGCAGUUUCUGCAGGAUUAUCUAUCAUUUUUGAUCCUCUUCAAUUAUUUGAUACCCAUUUCGUUGUAUGUCACCAUUGAAAUGCAUCGGGUUUUGGGUGGCCUCUUCAUGGAAUGGGAUACCCAGCUGUAUGAUGAGAAUACCGAUCAGCCGUGCAUUGUGAAUACCUCAAAUUUAAAUGAAGAAUUGGGUCAAAUUAAUAUUCUGUUUUCGGAUAAAACGGGUACUUUGACGAAAAACGAAAUGAUCUUUCAACAGUGUUCGAUAGCGGGAAGGAAAUUUAUCUACAAAAAGACCCGGCUGCAGGAGGAGAAUUCAUCAUAUCAGAUUGAUAUUAAUAAAUUUAAUAAAGAUCAGAAAAACUUCUUCCAGGCCCUGGCCAUUUGUCACACCGUACAGGUGGCUGGUGACAUGAACAGCAAUGGUUCCUCAGAGGAAACGGAGAAAUCCAAACCCCUGGAAAGUGAAACAAAAACCCCUACGGCCCCCAUAGCCCCUUCCCUGGCCAACAAAUAUUCCAUAUCUGACAUUACCGAAGAAAGUCACAAUUCUAGUCAACAAAGUGAUGUAAAUGCAAUGGAGACCUCACUGUCCACAGAUCCCAAUGGUGCCCCAGCAGCAGCAGUGAUAUCUACACCAAUUAACCCUCAGACCACAUCUGAUGUCAACCCCUUACUGGAUGAUGGCGAAAAGGUUGAGAGACGCAAACGGCCACACAUUGUUAAGCGUAGUCCAAAUUUUGCCCGGGCCACACACACCAGGGUACAUCCAAUGUCGGUGCCACCCCAGGGUUUUGAAAUGGUCAAUGGCGUGGGUGUGGGCGAGAGGCCAGUUAUGUUUCCAACAUCGCUACAAACCAUUCCAACGGGACGUCCAUUGUCAAUGCAAUUUAAACGUUCUACCUCAGAAAUGGAUCUGCCCGAAUAUGGUGGUGUUGGUAAUGGUGCUGGGCCCGGUGCUAAGGCAAUUGGUGGUGGUCUUGGUCACAGGCGUUCACAAUCAUACGGAGCACCGGAGGCGUAUAUAACACAACCAGUAUCUCCUGGUGUUGUUUAUCGUACACCCAGUACAGCAUCCCGUGAAUCGUAUGCAGCCCCUAAUUUCCAACGUCAACCCACAAUUCUGAUUAGAGCAGAGUCACAAAGGCGGAAGAAUGAAAUAGAACAAGUUGUGCACACCCUAGAUUAUCAGGCCUCCAGUCCCGAUGAGAAGGCCCUCGUUGAGGCCUGUGCCCAUUUGGGUCUAGUUUAUUUGGGUGAUGAUGAUGAAAUCCUGAAAAUACGUGUUGUACCACCCCAUAUGGACUACAGUCGCCCCUUUAGCGUGGGCAAAGUCAAUGAAAUGAACUUUGAUCGUUUGCAUGUCCUGGAAUUCACCUCGGAUCGUAAACGAAUGAGUGUCAUUAUUAAAGAUGAGAAUAAUGUCAAAUGGAUCUAUACCAAGGGUGCUGAGAGCUAUGUUUUCCCUCUGUGCAAUAAUCAAUCGGCCGAUAUGGUAACCAAGACUGAUGCUCAUAUAAGUGAUUUCGCGCGAUUGGGUUUGAGAACAUUGGCAAUUGCCCGCCGGCGAAUUGAUGAUGAGGAAUAUAACCAAUUUAUCGAAGAGCUAAAUGAGGCCAAUAGUUCUUUGGAGAAUCGCAAGGAGUUGAGCGAGAAAUGCUAUUCGAAAAUUGAAAAUAAUUUGGAUCUAUUGGGCGCCACCGCCGUUGAAGAUGCCCUGCAAGACGAUGUGGCCGACACUUUAAUAUCCCUGCAAAGUGCUGGCAUUAAAAUUUGGGUCCUGACGGGAGACAAAGUGGAGACCGCUUUAAAUAUUGCCCUUUCCUGUGGUCACAUCCCACAAAAUGCUUUCAAAUAUUUCAUCAUCGAUUGUUCGCGCAAAGAGGAUAUGCUGUUGCAUUUAAAUGCUCUGGAUCGGGAAAUUCUCUUUGGCAUGGGUCGUCAAUGUGCUCUGCUAAUCGAUGGUAAAAGUUUGACAGUGGCCCUCAGCGAAACGCCAAAUGAAUUCCGAGAUGUGGCCAUCAAGUGUACGGCCGUAUUGUGUUGUCGUCUUAGUCCGCUGCAAAAGAGUGAAGUUGUGUCCCUUAUCAAGACGGCGAAGGAAAAUUUCAAUACCGCUGCUAUAGGCGAUGGGGCCAAUGAUGUUAGUAUGAUUCAGGAGGCCCAUGUUGGUAUUGGUAUUAUGGGUAAGGAGGGUCGCCAGGCGGCGCGAUGUGCAGAUUUUGCAUUUGCCAAAUUUAAUAUGCUGAAACGUCUACUGCUGGUGCAUGGUCAUUAUCAUACGACGCGUCUGUCUUUGCUGGUGCUGUACUUUUUCUACAAGAAUAUCUUCUUUAUGGGUAUUAUGUUCCUAUUCCAAUUCCAUACACUAUUUUCAUCGUCAUCGGUAUACGAUUCAUUAUUCCUGACGCUAUACAAUGUGAUAUAUACAUCGCUGCCGAUCUUCUUUAUAUCGCUAACGGAGAAGCCCUACACAGAGGAGACAUUGAUGAGGGAACCUGAGCUGUAUAAGAAAAACACCGGCAAUAAACAAUUACAUUGGCCCUUCUUCUUGGCCUGGACCCUGUAUGCUGUCUAUCAUUCCCUGAUCUGUUUCUAUUUUGCCUUCUUCAUAUUCUCCACGAAUGAUGUCAUCUUAAAUGUGGGACAAACGGCAGAGUUCUCAUGUUUCGGAACAUUGCUCAUACAACUGGUGGUGAUUGUGGGCAAUUUGAAAUUAUGGCUAGAAUCGAAAUAUCUAAGCUAUUGGUAUAUUGUCACAAUAAUUGGUUCCAUACUGGCCUUUAUGAUAACCACCGUCAUAUACAAUGUGAUUAAUUUCCAAUAUGACACAGACAUCUAUUGGGCCUACAACAAACUGCUCAGCUCCAUACCCGUAUGGCUGUUCACCCUGCUGACGACGGUGGCCUGUCUACUGCCUGACUUCACAUUCCGCAUGGCCAAACGAGGCUUGAAUUUACCUCAACGUAGUUUCUUCCCGGGCAAAGAACGUUUGCGUUUACUGCAAAUGAAUCGCAAUAAAGUCCAAUCAACGCAUUUAUAGUUCCAUUACAGCCCCCGCCCCAGGAUCACUUGCGAACGACAGUUAAAGUUAUUUAGUCCCUUCCCCGAUUUCCCCCCGGAAAUCCAAUGAACUUUAACUGCUUAAGAAAAUCUUAAAAAGUAUUGAAUUUUUAUUUUUUGUUAUUUAUGUUUAAAACUUUGUUUCUUAAGACGACUAUUUUUUUGUUGUUGUAAGCAUUGUAAAUUAUAAGUUUAAAUUGAAUUGUUUUAACAAUAUUGUCCAGUGCCAAAAAUAGUUUAUAAGUUGUAAUGUUAAGCUAUUAUUUAUUUUAUACCAUGACACAAAUAAGCAACAAUACCAGUAAAAGUGAAAUAUGUAAAUAAUUUAAAUAUU
Musca domestica (house fly) is the source of this 5615-nucleotide messenger RNA. RefSeq names its product phospholipid-transporting ATPase IF. Bases 1131 to 5261 code for a protein of 1376 amino acids. Gene Ontology annotation, molecular function: ATPase-coupled intramembrane lipid carrier activity; ATP binding; ATP hydrolysis activity. NCBI's taxonomy places the organism in Eukaryota, Metazoa, Arthropoda, Insecta, Diptera, Muscidae. Gene Ontology annotation, biological process: phospholipid translocation. The transcript has 11 exons. Gene Ontology annotation, cellular component: plasma membrane; endoplasmic reticulum; trans-Golgi network. The record is from RefSeq and is a predicted model, not a curated record.